Molecule: messenger RNA, 2133 nt
Organism: Myotis lucifugus (little brown bat)
Lineage: Eukaryota; Metazoa; Chordata; Mammalia; Chiroptera; Vespertilionidae
Gene: MEAF6
Product: MYST/Esa1 associated factor 6
Exons: 7
Coding region: 93-596 (167 amino acids)
Cellular component (GO): NuA4 histone acetyltransferase complex
Source: RefSeq, a predicted model, not a curated record
AAAAAAUAAAAUAAACAUAAAAACAAAGAAGUUCAUUAUAUUUUCCCUGGGACAUCCUCAGCUUGAGCCAUAGACAAAGCUUGGUGCUCAUAAUGAAUCCUUGUGUGUGUUUUAGAAACUCCAAUAGCAAAAAUGAUCGAAGGAACCGGAAGUUUAAGGAAGCUGAGCGGCUCUUCAGUAAAUCUUCAGUUACUUCAGCAGCUGCAGUAAGUGCAUUGGCAGGAGUUCAGGACCAACUCAUUGAAAAGAGAAGGUUGAUGUUAGCUGCUCAAAGACAGAAAGAUUGCCCGAGUACUGAUGGUGCUUCUGGGGAUUUGUGUUUCUUCCCUCAAGGGGAACCAGGAAGUGGGACGGAAAGCGAUACUUCUCCAGACUUCCACAAUCAGGAAAAUGAGCCCACCCAGGAGGACCCUGAGGAUCUGGACGGAUCUGUGCAGGGAGUGAAACCCCAGAAGGCUGCUUCCACUUCCUCAGGGAGCCAUCACAGCAGCCAUAAAAAACGAAAGAAUAAAAACCGACACAGCCCGUCUGGCAUGUUUGAUUAUGACUUUGAGAUUGAUCUGAAGUUAAACAAAAAACCACGAGCUGACUAUUAGAAGACGCAUUAGUGCAGCAGCUUCCAGGCUGUAGAGCCCUGCUUCCCUCCUCCGGCCUCACAAAGAUAAACAUCCCUUGCCUGAGUGCGUGGCCAUCCACCUCUGCUUUCCCAGACCUGGUGCCUGUGACUCUGAGUCGCUUGUUCUGAAAUGUGGUGACAAGUCAUUUCUGUAAGACCACAUCGGAUCAUUUACUUUGUGUCAUUCUUAGUAACAGAACUGCAGGAAGACCAAGACCUGGUUGUAAUCCCAGCAAGUUGCUAACUGAAUCUCUCCCUUCUUGGGACGAAUAUCUCCCCCUAACCUGGUCGGCACCAGCUUCAUCUGUGAGAGCCACAGAGAAAUGGCCUCUGCUUUUAUUUUACGCUGAAAGUAGAGCACUGAUCACAUUUCAUGGGAGGCUGUAAAUACCUGUCAUUUUCUUAUUUUGUUUGUGUUUCAUUAUUUUUCUAUUGUUGUUUUUACCAUCUUAUUUCCUUUGGGGCUUUUUGUAAUGACUUUGUACAGCUCAUACCUUCCGGCUGACAUAUCUAAUAAUCUGUUUCACGGAGUUGCCAAUGUUCUUAAACUGAAAGUGACCUGGUUUACCAUAAACAAAAUGGGGAACUUGGCUCUUUGGUUUUUCACAGGGGAAAGUUAAAGAGUGUUUAUUUAAUAAUUACUUAUCUUAACUCUUUCUGAGUUGGGAGUAGUUUCAUGUUCAAGGAAUAGGAAAAGCUGAAAAACAUAAGUUUAAAUCAGUCCUUUUAAAAAUAUUUUUAUUCUUUUUGUAUAAAUAAAAAUCCACAGGAUUUGACUUCUCAUGCUUUACUUUUAAACUUGAGAUUUUUUUCACUUAUUUAUUCAUAUCAUGCCUUAUGGAAAUUUCUUUUUCCACCUUUUCUCUCUUUGCUGGCAUUUGCCUGAUUAACUAGUGCUUGGAAAAUCACUAAGGCAUAUGGAAAGGCUCAAAAUUGUACUCAAAGCUGAUACCACACAGAGUUCUUGAGCAGAGUGAGAGAGAGGAUCAACAGGAGCCAGUAUCGCCCAACAGAUCCCCCUUCUCAGGGGGGUGAGGAGCCCAGGAACUUGCUGAUCAUCGUUACUGGUCGUGUUGCCCGUGGAGCAGUUGUGAUCUACCUUGGCUGCACAUUGGAAUCACCUGGGAAGCUUAAAAAAUACUCCUGCCUGGGUCCCACCCCAGAGAUUCUGGGCCAGGGUACAGUCUGGAAUGGGGAUCUCUCUUCCGAGAGUCCCUGGGUUCUGAUAGGAAGCCAAGUAAAGAACCACUGUGUUAGGAGACGGGAUGAUGCGACUUAAAUCCUGUGUUGUGAAUCAGUCUAAGCAGGGAUGAGACUUGGGGGCCUCCCCCUCCCUUGGACUGUAUUUAGUCAUAGUCCUUUACUUAUGCCUAUAUCUUUGUUAGAAAAAAUAUGUUCCAUUUGUGAUCAUAUUGGUAGAGCUGAAUGUGGGUGAUGUCGAUUAUCAGAACAAUUCUACUUUGUCGGAUGUACAAAAGCUUUCACUCUUGUUCUCAAUAAAUCUUUCUUUCCUUUUU